UCACCUAUUGGCAUACAGAAGCACAGGGGAUUUUUCUUCCCAAGUUUCAGAACUAUUUAAAGUCUACUUGUUUCAGACCUAAACUCUAGAAGCCUCUAUCACCACAUUUCCUGUUUAUAACUGAACAAAGUACACACAAAAGAGUCAAAGAAACAGAGGAGGAAAAAAAACCCUGAGUUCUGGUAAAGAUAUAUGUUGGUGCUAUGCUGUUUCUAACAUAACAGAGCAACAGUGCUUAGCGGGGAAAGCUGGUGGGAGAACUCUUAGCCUGCGCAUGUGCUUCAUGGCUACACACGGGCUCUUCUGAAAAUACAAGGAUGUCAGGAAACUCUGAAUGCCCCUAUUACCUCUGGGGACUUCUAUUCUUCUUUGGCUUGGCUCUGGUAAUAUCAUUGAUCUUCAAUAUUUCCCACUAUGUAGAGAAACAGCGACGAGAUAAAAUGUACAGAUACUCUGAAGACUACAUUCCAAGAACUGAUGAAUAUUAUGUUGAAGAUACUCCAAUAUAUGGUAACUUAGAAAAUAUAAUCCCAGAAGAAAUGGAUGAGGGCUGCUAUGAGCAAAUGAAAGCUCAACCACAAAGACCUGCAAGUGAGUUUCAAGAAGCCGCUGCAUCUGCAACUGUACUUGCUGAAGCUCAGCUGUGCUAUGCCUCACUGGAUCACAGCGUCAAGGGGAAACGCAGAAGGCCCAGGAAACAGAAUGCUGAUUUGUCAGACAGGGGAAAGGAUGAACAAGUUAAUACAAUGAAUGCCAAUGUUUCUCAGGUCGAUUUGGUAGAAAGUUUCCCACCAGAUAACCAGGCAGUAGAGGAAAGUAUUCAUGAUGAUCCUGCUAGACUGUUUGGAUUGAUUCGUGCCAAAAAAGAGCCUGUAGUCUAGCUGGACCAUGAUCCGGCUCAAUAUUAAUGCCCUAUCAGGGAUGGUUAGGACAAGAUCCUCAUGUGACACACUGUGACUGGCAAACAGUCUGCUCACUUGUUGUUGGA
Acomys russatus (golden spiny mouse) is the source of this 988-nucleotide messenger RNA. RefSeq names its product T-cell receptor-associated transmembrane adapter 1. Gene Ontology annotation, cellular component: T cell receptor complex. Gene Ontology annotation, biological process: positive regulation of T cell receptor signaling pathway; negative regulation of receptor recycling. Lineage: Eukaryota; Metazoa; Chordata; Mammalia; Rodentia; Muridae. The record is from RefSeq and is a predicted model, not a curated record. The transcript is spliced from 6 exons. The coding region runs from base 318 to 881 and encodes 187 amino acids.